AUCUUGUUGAAAGCCAAAGUGGAUGACCAAACUUUUCAAAGAGAGCAUGAAUCACUAAACAGUGAGACUAACGAAGUGUGUAGACAGCUCUACCCACAAAACUAUUUGAAGCACACUAUUACAUAGUAAAUUUAAGUAUGACCAAGGAAGAAGCUUAUAGGGAAGAAUUUAGUUAUGACAGGAUGCCAACAUUGGAACGUGGAAAACAAGAAAAUGGAAAUUAUGCUUCAGAUAUGAAAUCUAGUGAUCUUCAACUAUCAAAGAGAUUUCAUCCUUGUUUCAGUUAUAAAACUUGGAUCUACUCUUUACUGAUGGGGACCUGCAUCCUUGCUACCUCUGGAUUUUCACUUUAUUUGGGGAAUGUUUUUCCAUCUGAAAUGGAUUACUUACGCUGCGCAGCAGGUUCAUGUAUUCCUGCAGCAGUUGUAAGUUUUGCCAUAGCCAGAAACAAAGUGAACAUGAUACCAAAUUUUCAGAUGCUCUUUGUUUCUACAUUUGCAAUUACGACCACAUGUUUAGUUUGGUUUGGAUGCAAACUUGUCUUGAAUCCUACAGCAAUAAAUAUAAAUUUCAACUUGAUUCUCUUAAUUCUACUGGAAAUUUUUAUGGCAACUACUGUGAUAAUUUCAGCUAGAUCUAAUGAGGAGUGCUGCAGGAAGAAGAAAAUGACUGUAUAUGACAGUUCCAGCACAUUGAAUAAUGUCCGCUUUCCUACACGGAUAUUGAAAUCAUAUUCAGUCAUUGAAGUUAUAAUUGGCAUUUCCGCUGUGUUUGGUGGAAUAAUUGCUUUGAACAUGGAUGUACUGGUCUCGGGCCCAUAUCUUUCAGUUACUUUCUUUUGGAUCUUAGUGGCUUGUUUUCCCAGUGCCAUUGCAAGUCACGUGGCUGCUGAAUAUCCAAGCAAAUGCUUGGUAGAAGUCCUGAUUGCCAUAAGCAGUGUCACUUCUCCAUUAUUAUUCACAGCUUCUGGAUACUUGUCCUUCAGUAUCAUGCAAAUUGUUGACAUCUUUAAAAAUUAUCCACCAGCCAUUAAACAGUCUUAUGAUGUUCUCCUGCUGCUUCUCAUGCUGAUGCUAUUGAUUCAAGCUUUCCUGACCACAGGCACCGUCAUACAAUGUGUAAGCUUCAAGGCAAAAAUGAAAAUGUGUGAUUCAUUGUGGACUAUUCCACAAAUAAGUAAACAAGAGUAUAAAACAACGGAGGUCUCCAAUAAUAGCAUGAAGGAUUUUGACAAAGAAAAGGCUUGGAAAGCUGUUGUUGUACAGAUGGCUCAGUAAUUCAGAUUUAGGAAAUGGGAUCAGGAGAGUUGUUGAAUUUAGGCAAGCCAGCCUUUGUAUUUACAAACAUCACUAUCACAAUGCCAGUUGCGUAAUAGUUAUCCCACUGACUACUUCAGAACAAUUUGAGAACUGCUGUGCCUAAGAAUGUUAGCGCUAGCACCUUUCUUUAAUCCUCUUUUAUGUGCCUUUCCAAUAACAUGGACAUUUGUGUAGCAUCAAGUCUGUGAUACAAUUUGUUGCCAGAAAUGUUUCAUAGAAUGUUAGUUUAUUAACAUGUAUAUUAUAGCUUUUAGAUUAUUAUUUUUGCAAAGAGAAUUUACAUCAAUGAAGUCAUUAAUCUGAAAUAUAACCAAUCUGAAUAUAUAAAUAACAAUAAGUGGUAGGUCUUCCUUAUUGCGAGAGACCAGUAUAACUGCUGGCAUGCAGUUAAUGUAGCACAUGCUUUUGUAAAGUUAUGGAUGCAUAGUAUAAUUGACACGUUUACUUAUACUUCACUUUUGUAUCUGUUAUUUAAAUAAUAAUACAAAUAAUAAUAACCUUUAUUUGCAUGUACAUUAUACUAUCAUAAUUGCAUAUCAAAUUUAAAUAUGUAAAAUGAAUAUGUAGGAGUUAUUAAGGAUCUCUUAUUACUUUUUGUAUAAAAUAAAAACUUUUAUCACUCGAGGAUCCUAGA
This is a messenger RNA of Sphaerodactylus townsendi, 1953 nucleotides long. It is a transcript of the gene MLC1, whose product is annotated as modulator of VRAC current 1. NCBI's taxonomy places the organism in Eukaryota, Metazoa, Chordata, Lepidosauria, Squamata, Sphaerodactylidae. Gene Ontology annotation, cellular component: plasma membrane; cytoplasmic vesicle; endoplasmic reticulum. The record is from RefSeq and is a predicted model, not a curated record. Bases 138 to 1277 code for a protein of 379 amino acids. Gene Ontology annotation, biological process: regulation of response to osmotic stress. The transcript has 12 exons.